CACUCUGUCAGCCUCUUUAAUAAAACACAUCUUCAGCACUUCUGCACAUUCAUUCUACCUGUGAAGAGAGGUCAAUCAGGUGUGCACACAUGGCAACCAAUACGGGACAAAUGGGCUACCUGCCUCGCGGAGGGGCCAUAUUCUGCACCAUACCUGACAUUCUCUACCUUCCAGAGCUUGUCUUUGGUGGUCUGGUGUUGAGCCUGGUUGCAUCUACAUUAAUCGAUCCUACGUUCGCCAAUCCCCAGGCAUACGUGAUCUCUGUGGCAAUCUUCUGUUUCAUCAUUACAUUCCUCUGGUUGCUGGUCUUUGCCUGUGGGUGUCAUGAAAACAGAAGCUCUUGGGCAAGCGCGGAUGUAGCAUACCAUGGAUUUGCAGCGCUGCUCUAUCUCAGUGCUUCUGUGCUUCUAGCUUUUGUAACCAUUAUUUUCAGUCAAGAAUCUUUAAAAGACACACUUACUUACAAGCUGGACAUAGCUGCUGUGGUGUUUUCCUUUUUCACCACUUUGCUGUAUGUCAUCCACACCGUUUUCUCAGCCAUCAGAUGGAAAUCCUUCUGAAACGUCUGCCCUCAACCCGCUUUACUCAUCUGACAUCACUUAUAAUUGUUGAACUGAUGUUUACACAAACAAAUGGUAUUUACUGUAUCAUUUAGUGCAUCAAUAAUAAUUCAUGUGAUAAUAGAUAGACUUUCCCGUCUUUUCAUGUUCUCCUAUAAAUGUAUUUUUUAAAACCACCUUUUGCUAAUUUCUUUUUGUAAACUAUUCUUACCUCAGGUAUAAAUUAUUGUA
Molecule: messenger RNA, 791 nt
Organism: Sinocyclocheilus grahami
Lineage: Eukaryota; Metazoa; Chordata; Actinopteri; Cypriniformes; Cyprinidae
Product: myelin and lymphocyte protein-like
Exons: 4
Coding region: 90-560 (156 amino acids)
Biological process (GO): myelination
Cellular component (GO): membrane
Molecular function (GO): structural constituent of myelin sheath
Source: RefSeq, a predicted model, not a curated record